Messenger RNA from Ipomoea triloba (trilobed morning glory), 2445 nucleotides. Its product is annotated as AP2-like ethylene-responsive transcription factor ANT. Gene Ontology annotation, molecular function: DNA-binding transcription factor activity; DNA binding. The transcript has 10 exons. Lineage: Eukaryota; Viridiplantae; Streptophyta; Magnoliopsida; Solanales; Convolvulaceae. The record is from RefSeq and is a predicted model, not a curated record. The coding region runs from base 242 to 2119 and encodes 625 amino acids. Gene Ontology annotation, biological process: regulation of DNA-templated transcription.
UGAAGGGGGUUGCUCGCUGAAACUCAUUCUCUUUGCUUAGUUUAAAGCGACCAGUUUUGUUAUUUUAGAGAGAGAGAGAGAGAGUUUGUGGAGGGGCUUUCAUAGAUAGAAGGGAAAUGGGAGAGCAUCUUCUCAUCAUCUUCUUCUUCUUCUGCAGCUAGACUACAAAAAAAUCUUUGGAAACACUUCUUGGAGCCCAAGGAAAGUAGGAGAGAGAGAAAAGAUUUAAACUUCAGAAGCUAUGAAUGAUAAGAACAGUAAUGCUAAUAAUAAUAACAAUGAAAAUAGCUGGCUGGGAUUUUCUCUCUCACCCCACAUGAAAAUGGAGGUUUCUUCUCCUUCUUCUUCAACAACUGCAGCCAUGGCUGCUCAAAGCUUCCACCUUUCUCCCUCUCUGUGCUAUGGGGUGGGAGAAGCCUCUGCCUUUCAUUUUCCUCUUCCAGUUAUGCCCCUCAAGUCAGAUGGUUCUCUUUGUAUUAUGCAGCCCCUCUCAAGAUCCCACCCAAAUGGGAUGGUGCCAAAUGGCAGCCCAAAGUUGGAGGACUUUUUGGGAGGUGCAACAAUGGGGGAGAAUCAUCAGUUUGGCAGCCAUGAGAGGGAAGCCAUGGCUCUAAGCUUAGACAGUAUUUACUAUCAUAACCCUAAUGACCCUCAAGAAGCUGCAAGGCAUAGGGGUAGUUUGGACUUUCUUCAAGAACCCCAAACUCCCCAUUCUUACUUCUCCACCCUACAAUGCCAUGAUCUUUACCAAGAACCCCUUGAUGGGGAGAAUGAGCUGAAAAAUUGGGUUUCUGUGGGGCCCUUUAGUGGUGGUGGUGGUGGUGGUCAACAGCCCUUUGACCACCACCCCACCACCACCACAAUGGUGGGUGAGGGGGGUGGGGGGAUGGGCUGCAAUGAGUUACAGUCACUAAGCUUAUCCAUGAGCCCUGGCUCCCAAUCUAGCUGUGUAACAGCUGCAAGGCAGAUUUCCCCAACUGAGCUUGAAUGUUGUGUAGCUAUGGAGUCCAAGAAAAGGGCUUCCAUGAAAGUGGUUCCAAAACAGCCUGUCCACAGAAAAUCCAUAGACACUUUUGGUCAAAGAACAUCCCAGUACAGAGGGGUAACCAGACAUAGGUGGACUGGUAGGUAUGAAGCACACUUGUGGGACAACAGUUGCAAGAAGGAGGGGCAGACUAGAAAAGGAAGGCAAGUGUAUUUGGGAGGUUAUGAUAUGGAGGAGAAAGCUGCAAGAGCUUAUGAUCUUGCUGCACUUAAGUAUUGGGGUCCCUCUACCCACAUUAACUUCCCGCUGGAGAACUACCAGAAGGAACUCGAGGAGAUGAAGAACAUGACUCGCCAGGAAUACGUUGCACACUUGAGAAGGAAAAGCAGUGGAUUCUCCCGGGGUGCUUCUAUAUACCGCGGGGUGACAAGGCACCAUCAACACGGUCGCUGGCAGGCCCGAAUAGGAAGAGUUGCAGGAAACAAAGACCUUUAUCUCGGGACUUUCAGCACUCAGGAAGAAGCUGCAGAGGCUUAUGAUAUUGCUGCAAUCAAGUUCAGGGGAGUGAAUGCUGUCACGAACUUUGACAUAUCUCGCUACGAUGUGGACAAGAUCAUAGCGAGCAAUACCCUGCCAACAGGGGAAGUAGCGAGGCGAAACAAGGAGAUCAGAGAGCCCCCCGUGGAGGCUGCUGCGAUCGAGUACAACAACAUUGCCCCGCCCGAGGGAGGGGAGUGUGUUCAAGAUGGGAGGGCCACCGCGAACGCAUCAGACUGGAACAUGAUGCUGUACAGCUCGCCCCAGCAGCAGAACAGCGUGUCGCUGGAGGCCUUACAGGAGAAGGCAUUGAGCAUCGGGGGGGGCGGGUUCUCAGUGGCCCUGCACGAUGUGUUUGGGAACGAGACGAGCCAGGGAGUCCUGCAGCAGCAGGACGAAUCGAACAAGAUGGACAGCCACAUUUCGAACCCCUCGUCUUUGGUGACUAGCCUCGGCAGCUCGAGGGAAGCUAGCCCCGACAAGACGGGCGCCUCGAUGGUGUUCACCGCGAAAACCAAGUUCUUGAUUCCAGCAGGCAAUGUAGCAGCAGCCUCCAUGCCUCAUCUGCCAGUCUAUGCUGCCUGGAAUGAUACCUGAGCUCUCUGUGACUGUGUUUUUGCAUGGGAUGGAAAAGUGGCAAUUAUUGGUGGUGGCAAAAGGUGGAGAAGAAAAAGGGUGAUGUAGGACUUUAGUUGGUUUUUUUAAAAGGUGUUAGUGGGGGGUGAUAGUGGGAGGGGAAUUAAUGGAAAGACAUUUGGGGUCCCAAUUAUCUGUCUGUAACCUAGUGAUGUUGGAAACACUUUCAAGAAGGCUAACCCUUUUCCUAUCUUCAUUUUAGUUUUGGUCUAUCUGCAAAAAAUGGAGGGAAUUGGGUUUCUCUGCAACAAAAUUUUCAUGUUUAAAACUAUCAAUCAUCACUCAAA